Molecule: messenger RNA, 6223 nt
Organism: Plodia interpunctella (Indianmeal moth)
Lineage: Eukaryota; Metazoa; Arthropoda; Insecta; Lepidoptera; Pyralidae
Gene: DAAM
Product: Dishevelled Associated Activator of Morphogenesis
Exons: 21
Coding region: 354-3833 (1159 amino acids)
Biological process (GO): positive regulation of actin filament polymerization; actin cytoskeleton organization
Molecular function (GO): small GTPase binding; actin binding
Source: RefSeq, a predicted model, not a curated record
AAUAACCACAUUACCACGAAUUAUAUUCGCAAGAUAUGAUUUCUAGUCCAGUGUUGUAUCAAUUAGUCUUUAUUAGUUUUAACGCAGUGUCAGUAUACAUCGUUUUUUAGAGAAGUGAUUUUGAGUAUUAGUUCCAGUAAUAAAAGUGCGAGAGUAGCGUUUGCUUUUGAAGCCACGGAUCUGGUCAUGGUCCCGAGAAGGUAGAAUGAGUAAAUAAUAUUUUGAAAGUAAUUAUACUUUUUAAAUAUUGUACUUUUUAUUUCAUUAUUAUACUUUUUAUUAAAGACUAUAAGCCAACCCAGUGUUUAAAAUUUAAAAUGUGAGUUUCGGGAACUGAGUUCAGAACCUUCAGAAUGUGCAGCAAGGACCAGAUCAACCAUAUCCUGGGGAAAAUCAAUGUGGGCCUCCCGUCGUGGUCGCGUGGGCUGGAGGCGGCGGAGGCGGCGCGUGCGCGCCUCGUGCGCUGGGCGUGCGGGGACUCCACGGCGCCCGACCCCCCGGACCCACCCCGCAAGAAGAUGCCGCACGCGCUCCGGAGGCGGUGGCCGCUGUGCCCGUGUUUACAGAAUGACGAGCCUCCAGAGAUCACGUACUGCGUGGUGGGGGGCGAGGGCGGCACCCUGGCGCUGCAGGCCGUCACCCCCACACACCCCAUGCCGCCCCUCGAGGAGCUCGACGCAAAGUUCGCUGAGCUGGUGGAAGAGCUGGACUUGACAGCGGUGAACAAAGCCGCCAUGAUGGAGCUGCCAGCCGCAAAGAAAUGGCAGAUCUACUGCAGCAGACGACCUCCCCCCGGACAGACGCCGCCGCUGGGCACGGCCCCGGAGGUGGAGGACUACAUCAAGGCUCUGAACGAGAUUGCUGAUGCGUUCGCGUCAUCAGAGGGCAUAGCACCAGUGGAGGCGUGCGCGCUGGUGGACGGGCUGAAGACGGCACUGCGCACGCGCGCGCACAGCUUCGUGCUGCGCUUCGUGAAGCAGGGCGGGCUGGCCGCGCUGCUGGACGCGCUGCAGCGCGCGCCGCGCGACGACGCCGUCACCAGGCACAACCUCAUCGCUGCCAUCAAGGCCUUGAUGAACAACUCUACCGGACGAGCUCACGUUCUGGCUCAUCCCACCAGCAUCGAUCUCAUAGCUCAGUCGCUGGACACCGAGAACGUGAAGACCAAAGUGGCUGCUCUGGAGAUACUCGGAGCCGUCUGCUUGGUUCCUGGGGGACAUAAGAAGGUGCUAGAAGCUAUGAUCCACUUCCAAAAAUACGCGGGUGAACGUGCGCGUUUUCAAGGCGUGGUCAACGAACUGGACCGCAGUACGGGCGCGUACCGCGAUGACCUCGGCGUCAAGACGGCCGUCAUGUCCUUCGUCAAUGCUGUCCUCAACUACGGCCCAGGAGAAGAGAGCUUGGAGUUCAGACUGCAUCUCAGAUAUGAGCUGCUGAUGUUGGGGAUACAGCCAGUAAUAGAGAAGCUUCGCAAAUACGAGAACGAGACGUUGGAUCGUCACAUCGAGUUCUUCGAGAUGGUUCGCAACGAGGACGAGCGCGAGCUGGCGCGCCGCUUCGACAAGGAGCACGUGGACACCAAGAGCGCCGCAGCCAUGUUCGAGUUGCUGAGGAGGAAGCUCAGCCACACUGCGGCCUACCCGCAUCUCUUGUCACUAUUGGAACAUCUGCUUCUAUUGCCUUUGGAAUACAACCCUCAAUCCCAGCACUGGCUGCUGCUGGACCGCGUGGUGCAGCAGCUCGUGCUGCAGCAGCCCAGCGCCGGCUCCAGGGCUGCCAGCGAGCAGGGCACGCCGUCUGAACCCGCCAAGAUCUACGAUCCUGACGUAGCUCCGUUAGAAAUAAAUGUUGGCGAGAUCGUUCACCUUCUAGCGAAAGAAGAAGAACUGGUCGCAGCCAGAUCGAAAGCCGAAAACCUCGAACGAGAAAAUGUUGAUUUGGCGACGGAACUUGCUAAGAAGGAGAAGCAAGUGGACCAGCAGAGCCAAGAGCGCGAGGAGCUGGAGGGCGUGGUGUCGCGGCUGAAGGAGCGGCUGGAGCGCUCCACGGCCGCGCAUCUGCAGUGCGCCGAGCGCGAGCGCGCGCUCGUGCUACAGUUGAACCAGGAAAGAACCGAAAGGGCCAGGUUCGAGAAGCUGGUCAGUGAAGGCAGCAUUCCCGACGAUGCGAAGGUCAGCAACUUGAAGAGUGCUGUUAUCGAAAGCUGUAACGGUCCUCCUCCCCCCCCGCCCCCGGCGCCGGCUCCCCCGGCGCCUCCCCCCGCAGCACCCCUCGCACCGCCUCCCCCCGCACCAUUGGCCCCUCUCGCACCCGCCCCACCUAAACCUAAGAAGAAUGUGCCCAACCCUGGGAAUCCCCUGAAGAGUUUCAACUGGAGUAAGCUACCUGACGCGAAGUUACACGGAACUAUAUGGCAAGAGCUAGAUGAUACCAAACUGUACAAUGUGAUUGACCUGCACACGAUAGACAGGAUGUUCUGCGCAUAUCAGAAGAAUGGUGUACAGAAUGAAGGAUCAGUGGAAGAUCUUCGUCAACUGGGCCAGAAGCCUCGAAGCAAGAUACUGUCGGUGAUCGACGGCCGGCGCGCGCAGAACUGCACCAUCUUGCUUUCUAAGCUCAAGAUGACUGACGAAGAAAUAUGUCGAGCCAUUCUUCGCAUGGACAGUGGCGAACAACUGCCGAUAGACAUGGUGGAGCAACUGGCGAAGUUCACGCCCAGCGCCGAGGAGGCCGCCUUGCUGGAGGAGCACCAGGACGAGCUGGACAACAUGGCCCGGGCCGACCGCUUCCUGUACGAGAUCUCCAAGAUCCCUCACUACCAGCAGCGCGUGCGCACGCUGCUGUUCAAGAAGAAGUUCCCGGCGGCGGCCGGCGAAGCGCGCGCGCGCGCCGCGUGCGUGCUGCGCGCCGCGCGCGACCUCACGCGCUCGCGCCGCCUGCGCGCGCUGCUCGAGGUCGUGCUCGCGCUCGGCAACUACAUGAACAGAGGGCCCCGCGGCAAUGCUUCAGGCUUCCGACUGUCCUCUCUGAACAAAUUAGCGGACACGAAGUCCAGUGUCUCCAGAAACACUACCCUUCUACAUUUCCUUGUUGAGAUGUUAGAGUCACCUCAGUUCAAAGACAUCCUGCUCCUGGAAGAAGACCUGCCGCACGUGCGCGCGGCCGCCAAAGUGUGCGUGGAGCAGCUCGAGCGCGACGUGAGUGCGCUGCGCGCGGGGCUGCGGGAGGUGGCGCGCGAGCUCGAGUACCACGCGGCUGCGCCCGCGCCGCCGCACGACGCCUUCCUCGCCGUCAUGCGCGACUUCCACGCGCACGCCGUCUGCACCUUCACGCAGCUGGAGGACUUGUUCCAGGACAUGAAGAGCCGGCUGGAAGCGUGCGCACACGCGUUCGCGGAGGAGGCUCACGCGUCGCCGGAGCAGCUGUUCGGGGCCGUGGACGUGUUCCUGGCGCAGCUGGCGGAGGCGCGCGCGGACUGCGACGCGGCGCGGCGUCGGCGCGGCGAGGAGGAGCGCCGCACGCGCCACGAGCUGGAGCUGAAAAAGCGAACGAUGGAGCGGAAGCAGGCGUCCAGCUUGCUGAGCUCUGUGGGCAAGUCCCUCGGGAAGUCCAACGGCGACUGCAACGGACACGGCAACGGCGACUCCGUCACCAACGGACAGAAAGGAGAAUUCGACGACCUCAUCUCCGCUCUGCGCACGGGCGACGUCUUCGGCGACGACGUCGCGAAGUUCAAGCGAUCGAGGAAAGCGUCAAAGGCCAGUCAUAAAGGCAGAGAUUCUCCGCCGAAAGGCAUUUGCAGAGAAGAUUCCAGAGAACGCCAGAAGAAUUGAGCACAUACCGCUGAUGCCUACGAUUUUGUAGCUUGGAACUUUUGAAUGUUUUAAUGUAUUGGCUUUUGCCUAAGCAUAAUUUGGAUUCAGAUCGAACAGUCUAUUGUACCAGUAACUUUAGUCAAAAACAAAAUGUUGCUGUUACACGAAUGGCGCAUACUAUUAGUAUGAAACUGAUUCUAAACGUCCGAAAAAAUAUAAACCGAUAGAUUUAUUUUUUCUGGCCGCAAUCAUAAUGUAAGAUAAAAAUAUAUAUGUUACGUGAAGCAGAAUCGUGUAUGUCAAGUUGACUUUGUCUAACUAGAUGUGCUUUACAAAUGCAAACUUUGCUUUUGAAAGACCGUUCCAAUGUUAGCUUUACGAUUAGCGCCUAACGUAACAAACAAAAGUCAUCGUGAUCAGAUACGAUAUCUGAAGUUUGAAAUAUACGAUGCUAAUAAGAAUGACGUGAUAGACCAUGGAGUCACAAAUAUUGAGAUUAUAUAAGUAUAGUGCAGUUACGACUGCUCCUAGACGUGGAACAAUUUAGUUGACGUGACGGCGGUUCUCUAAGAACGCCAAUUUUACCAGUUAAUGUGGCUAGCGACUGUGUUGUCACAAUGGCCUCAACAAAGCUCAACUGAAAUGCUAAAAUUAAUAAGAUAUUAAAAUAAUAAUUUAAGCCUAAACAUUUUGGUGGCAGAUGUACCUAAGUCGGCUCAUUGUAUCAAAUCAGUUGCUAGGAUAGUAGAGAAUUUUACUUCUUAGAUAAAAUAAUGAUUAAACUAUCAUUGUAAAUUUCUUUUUGCAUUGAUUUUUUAUGUAUGCUUUUCAGGUUUUGAAUAUACAAUAAAAAAUAUACGUACCUUGCAACACAUUUACCACAGCAACGAAUAAAAAGGUCCAUGAAAUUAUUUCAUAAUUGGUCACAAAGUUGGUGCCUAAUUUUGUAGAUUUUUUUACGACUCGGCUUUUGCUGGAUACGACUGACGAAGUCAAAGACUGCGCGAACUCCAUAGAAGUUAAUUUAGAACGUUACUGAUAAGCGAUGUGUGAUUUGAUUAACCAUAGAUUAGGUUGUUUGAGUUACGAAUGUGCUUCUUAUUCUGGCGAUUGUGCAUUCUUGCCGGGUACUCGAAAGUGCUGUUUCUCAAAUCCGAAGUAGUUUUACAAACAAUCAAUUGUAAUUGUUUCACUUUUCUUACAUUUGUCAAUGUUUCUUUUGUUAGCAUAUUAUAUGAUGUAAAUAGAUGUAACAACCAACUCGGACCACAAUGGUUGGUUCUCAAGAGUGUUUCGACCGCUGUGGGUGCGCUGUCGUUACAAUAAUUUAAAUUUUCACAAAUACAAGGAUUCGUUUUUCUAUCAGACUUUACAAUAAUUGAUAUGUGCUGUGGUAAUGUCAAUUUUAUGAAUGAUUGAUUUUGGAAAUGAUUCUUUUCUCAAGAAAAUCGGGUCGUAGGUAAUAAACAGCGCGGCCUUAGCGGUCGAAACACUCUGAGAACCACCCAAUACACAACCGACCAAUUAAUUUGAUUCUACUUGCGGGGCCGCUUGAUUGAGAACCAAAAACUUAAAAAGUGGAAAUAAUUUAAAUACCGAGUAAUUGACAACAUUUACUUUAUUUAUAUUUGAGAACUGAGUAAGAGACCCCGGCGAGCCUGUACGGCCGCCGUGACACUUGCCCAAUGCAAAUCGGCCAUCUUGGCACAUUUUCAUUUCACAAAUCGUAUGAGUGUUUCUGAGUUCUAUUAUAGUAGGUGAGUUCUAUUAUAUAGGUUUAUUUCUUUGAGGUGCCAAUAAUUUUAUAUAAUUUUCUUAGUAAACAAUUAUAAAUAAAAAAUAGAUAAUUAACUAUAUUGUCGGCCGAAUUUUAAUGCAUCAUAUCCGCCAUACUUUUUCUCUUAUGAUUCAGUCUAAAAACAUUGGAUCAACGUACACUUUUUGAUGAUCUUUGUAAUAUUGCGAAUUGAACAUUUCCUAUCAUUAUUAUAUACUGAAUUCACAAUAUACUUAGGAAUUGAUGUAACAUACCGACAGGAUUUUGGAUUUUUAUAGCAAUGACGACUAUUCGUUGUAGUUAAACUUUUUGAUAAAUUUACACUGUAUCCGUAACAUUCGUAACAUACUUUAAUAAAAAUAAAUUAUUUCUUUUUUUUUUAUUUUGUUUAUAUAAUGUGAUUUAUGUAUAUGAAAAAUAAUCUUUAAUUUCAUUUGUAAAUAUAAUUUUAAUUUUGCCAAAUUUGUUACCGAAAUAAGAUCAGAACUAAUUUAUUGAAAUUACUUGAUAGGCGCAGCGAGAGCUCGCGCAGAAUGUAAAUUUUAUUGUUUUGUUCAGUAUUGCGUAAGUGUAUCAAAUAUUAAUAUAAAUAUACCUAUAGACUAUUUAAAUAAAUUGAAACUAUAAUUUA